This is a messenger RNA of Suillus subaureus, 165 nucleotides long. RefSeq lists its product as uncharacterized. Gene Ontology annotation, molecular function: RNA-DNA hybrid ribonuclease activity; nucleic acid binding. Lineage: Eukaryota; Fungi; Basidiomycota; Agaricomycetes; Boletales; Suillaceae. The annotation marks the transcript as partial. The transcript has a single exon. The record is from RefSeq and is a predicted model, not a curated record.
ACCUUGCACUGGGUCCCAGGACACGAAGGUGUCCAUGGGAAUGAGGAAGCAGACAAGGCUGCUAAGGUGGCAGCAGAAGGCAGACACAAUAAUAGCUCCAAUGCAUCCCUCCCAUGCUAUCUUCAUAAAGGCAUGCUCCCACUAAGUAUUUCUGCUCUCAAGUAA